AUGGCUCCCACAAAGCGUUCGCGCGUAGAGAAGGCACGACAAUAUCUCGCUGGAGGCGCAGUAUUCCGCGAAGACUCCGACGACGAGCUUGGCUACGAAGACCACCCCUGGGAAUGGAUCUACAAUGAGAAUGGCAUCGACGAUGCGCAGCCAGAGAAUGCCUCGCCAAGAAAGAGAAAGACUGCGCCCACACCGCCAGGAAAGCGCAUAGUCGGUGCGCGCAUGGGCAACUUCAAGUGCAAAGUGGGAGAUACCGUACUGCUCAAGGCUGAGGGCAACCAGGCAUGGGUCGGCAUCAUCUGCGACUUCCACCAAGACCCGGAAGACGACGAGAAGAUGGCCAAGUUCUUGUGGUUCUCCUCCGAAAAGGAGAUCCGUAACCAGAGCAAAAAGCGCUCCGACUUUCUUCCCAACGAACUCUACAUAUCCGCCGCAUUCGACGACAACCCCUUAGCCUCGAUCAAUGGCACUGCCAAGAUAUUCUCCCUAGAUCGUUUCCAGGAGCUGUACCCGGCUGGCGUGAAAAAAGCCUCGAAAGACUACGGCAAGGUCUUCGUCUGUCGGAGGGGCUGCAAUACGCGCACGACCACAUACACACCAGAAUUCAAGUGGGAAGACGUAUACAACGAGGCCAAGGACAUCCCAACAUUGGUCGAUCUUGUGGGGUCUCAGACCAAAGCCACUAGGAGAACUGCCGGUCGUCCUAAGAAGCAACAGCAGCCCGACUUGGACCAAUUCGUGAUCCCUGACUCGGACGAUGAUGACUUGCCAAAAACUCCACGGAAGCGCCGGAAAAUUAAUGAAGCGACCACCCCCACAUCGACCAGGAAGAGCCCGGCUACCAGGAAGUUCCUUACUCCAACACACAAAAGGAUAGUGGUCAAGAAGCAGUUGGAGUUCACACCGCUUGGCACACGCGUGCUCGACCCUUCGGCCCUAAACUCACCAUUCCAGAUCGCGCGGAAUCAACUCCAUGUCUCUUCGGUACCUGCCGCUCUCCCUUGUCGAGAGGAGGAGUUCUCCACCGUCUACAGCCAUUUGGACGCGGCCAUCACGGACGGCUCGGGCUCUUGCAUCUACAUCUCGGGCACGCCUGGCACAGGGAAGACUGCAACUGUGCGCGAGGUCGUUGCCCAACUGCAAGCCUCAGUUCAAGCCGAAGAGUUAGACGAUUUCAUAUUUGUUGAGAUCAAUGGCAUGAAGGUCACAGACCCUCACCAAUCAUACUCGCUGCUGUGGCAGGCACUGCGCGGCGACCGGGUGAGCCCGUCACAUGCACUGGAGCUGUUGGAACGCGAGUUCUCCACCCCUAGUCCGCGGCGGGUACCUUGCGUGGUCCUGAUGGACGAGCUCGACCAACUCGUUACGAAAAAUCAGUCCGUCAUGUACAACUUUUUCAACUGGCCUGGUCUGCGGCACAGCAGGUUGAUUGUCCUCGCCGUAGCGAACACUAUGGACUUGCCAGAACGAACGUUAAGCAAUAAGAUCAGCAGCCGCCUAGGCUUAACGCGCAUCACCUUCCCAGGCUAUACACAUGACCAGUUGAUGCAGAUUAUCCAGUCGCGGCUCGAAGGUGUACCAGGCAACAUUGUCCAUCCUGACGCCGUUCAGUUUGCUGCACGCAAGGUGGCAGCUGUUAGCGGCGAUGCGCGACGCGCGUUAGACAUUUGCAGACGUGCCGUGGAAAUCGCCGAAUCGGAAACGAUAUCGCAGGACCGGGACGAUGAGGCGCAGCCAGCUACCCCGAGUAGGACCGGUCGGGGUAACAAAGGAAAUCUACCACCAAAUGCUCGGUCAAUUAAAGGUACCGGAGAUCCGGAUAGUCGGUCAAAAGAUCGGGCGGGGCGGAAAGGUAUAGUUACUAUGGCGACGAUCAAACAGGCCAUCAAUGAGGCCACGAGUAGCCCCCUGCAGCAAGCACUGCGGGCUCUACCGUUGGCGUCCAAGGUAUUCCUUGCGGCACUCUUGGCACGGAUCCGCAGGUCGGGCAUUGGCGAAGCGAUCCUUGGAGACGUUGUCGAUGAAGCCAAACGGUUGGGGCUCAUGAGUCAGUUGCUGCCUGUGCACGAUUAUAUCCUCGCCCCUGAGGACGGCAGUAGCGAAAUGAUGAACGGCACAGCGCAGUCUACCACGCCGUCGAAGAAUAGAGACACUGUUGUUAACCUUGGCUUGAAACAAUCGGACCUCAAGGCAGCAAGGGCACUCGGUCUUGCACUUGCAGCCACCGAGCUUGCAGAGGCAGGCAUUAUAGGAGUAGAGGCCCGACAUGGCGAGCGUGUAGGCCGCGUGAGGCUUGGCGUCGGUGAAGACGAAGUGCGGCUUGCACUAGGAGAUGAUGAGACUGUUCAUGGCUUAGGUUUCGGUGCGUGA
Messenger RNA from Alternaria atra, 2370 nucleotides. RefSeq lists its product as uncharacterized. The record is from RefSeq and is a predicted model, not a curated record. The transcript has 3 exons. Gene Ontology annotation, cellular component: nuclear origin of replication recognition complex. The coding region runs from base 1 to 2370 and encodes 789 amino acids. Lineage: Eukaryota; Fungi; Ascomycota; Dothideomycetes; Pleosporales; Pleosporaceae. Gene Ontology annotation, molecular function: DNA replication origin binding; ATP hydrolysis activity; chromatin binding. Gene Ontology annotation, biological process: DNA replication initiation; mitotic DNA replication checkpoint signaling.